This is a messenger RNA of Staurois parvus, 494 nucleotides long. Lineage: Eukaryota; Metazoa; Chordata; Amphibia; Anura; Ranidae. The record is from the annotation of a GenBank genome assembly.
GUGAGAGCGGAUAUAGUGAAUGCGGGGUCCGGGGGAGGGCGGAUACAGUGAAUGCGGGGUCCCGGGGAGGGCGGAUACAGUGAAUGCGGGGUCCGGGGAGAGCGGAGCGGAUAUAGGGAAUGCGGGGUCCGGGGAGAGCGGUAUAUAGUGAAUGCGGGGUCCGGGGAGAGCGGAUAUAGUGAAUGCGGGGUCCGGGGAGAGCGGAUAUAGUGAAUGCGGGGUCCGGGGAGAGCGGAUAUAGUGAAUGCGGGGUCCGGGGAGAGCGGAUAUAGUGAAUGCGGGGUCCGGGGAGAGCGGAUAUAGUGAAUGCGGGGGUCCGGGGAGAGCGGACAUAGUGAAUGCGGGGUCAGGGGAGAGCGGAUAUAGUGAAUGCGGGGUCGGGGCUUAUCUUAUACAGCAAGGCUUAGGCCGGCAGCAGAAGAAGCAGCACAAGGGGCCAAUAAGUUGGGCAACAAUGCAGACAGCAUGCUGAUAGGAGGAGAGAUCAGAGAGAA